UAUGUACCAAAAUAUCGAGCGAGGCAAUUAAUCCUCCAUGCGUCGAUUGCAGAAGAAACAUCAAGAAACAAACGUCCUUGAUUGGGAUAUAAAACAACGACCCGUCCUUUCCUCAAGCCAGUUUUCUUCAAUCCAGUCAAUCAACACACCGCAAAGCUACAAGACCACGCAAUUAAAACCAAACAUAAUCCAGGAGAACAUCCAAUAAACCAAAUAAAUUAAUAAUAAGAAAAACAAUCCCACACGCCAAAACCCAAAACUCAAAAAAACAACAAACAAAAAAUGUCUUCAUCCAUCAAGCCCAUCGUGGUCCACGGCAAAAUCGGCCCCAACCCGCCCAAGGUUCACAUGCUCCUGAACGAGCUCGGACUCCCCCACACCACGACCCCGCACGACUUCACCAGCAUCAAGCAGGAGCCGUACCUGACAAAGGUGAACCCCAACGGGCGCAUGCCGGCCAUCGAGGACCCCAACACGGACCUGACGCUGUGGGAAUCGGGCGCGAUCCUGCAGUACCUGGUGGAGACGUACGACAAGGAGCACAAGGUCAGCUUCCCGGCGGGCAGCAACGAGUCGCACCUGGCCAAGCAGUGGCUCUUCUUCCAGACCACGGGCCAGGGCCCCUACUACGGCCAGUUCGUCUGGUUCACAAAGUACCACGAGCCCAAGGUGCCCUCGGCCGUCGAGCGCUACGCCAAGGAGAUCAACCGCGUCACCGCCGUGCUCGAGACCCACCUCUCCAAGCAGGCCGACGACGCCGACGGCAACAGGUGGCUGGUCGGCCGCAGGUUCUCCUACGCCGACCUCGCCUUUGUGCCCUGGCAGUACUACGCCGGCAUGCUGGCCAAGGACUACUACAAGAGCGACGACUACCCCCACGUCAAGAAGUGGUUGGACGCCCUGGUGGCCAGGCCGGCGAUCAAAAAGGUUGUAGAGGAGGAUAUGGCCCGCUAGAGGGAUUGUCGGCCUUGCGAUGAGGAAGUGGUUUUGGGAGGUUUGAGGGUUUGAUGGAUGGGAUUGUCUUGGUGUGUCUAGAAUCUAGAUUGCUCGGGGUUUUGUCAUCAUGGACCUGACAGCCGGCGUGUUUGGAGCACCAGCAAAUUUGCAUGAUAAAAGAGCGUUUGAUAUUGAAAUAAUAACAAGUACCAC
Pyricularia oryzae 70-15 is the source of this 1149-nucleotide messenger RNA. Its product is annotated as glutathione S-transferase II. The transcript has a single exon. Bases 283 to 954 code for a protein of 223 amino acids. The record is from RefSeq and is a predicted model, not a curated record. NCBI's taxonomy places the organism in Eukaryota, Fungi, Ascomycota, Sordariomycetes, Magnaporthales, Pyriculariaceae.